AUGGAUCAUAACCCAUUGGGCCCCGAAGACCAUUUCCCUAAGGCUCAGCACAUGGAGAUGGAUGAUGACCCAGAUCCCGCCGAACCACCAUCUGGGACACCGACUCACCCCAUCGAGAUUUCGGAUCGGUCGUCUUUUCGUGGAUCACCUUAUCGUGGUCCAGACAGCUAUGAGGCAAGCAUCCCUCAGCAUUCAAGUGGCAGUCAUUACCCGCCACUAUAUGAAGACCCACAGAUGGGUGGGCCUUCAAACCCCGUUUCCGAGGUGGACUCUACGCUAGUCGCACCACCACCAAUGGGUUAUGAUAACCCGAUACCUUCAUACGCCGGUGCAGCGGCGUAUAACCCCUUUGAGCAGCCAGCCCAUACUAACUACAACUACGCCGAAGUUGACCCAUACCUUGUAGCGGCGAACUACAAUGCUCUUCAUCCCGAGGGGCCCUAUGGAGUCCCAUAUCAAACUGGGUACUCGACCUAUGGGUACCAAUACCCGCCACCUCCUCAACCUCCACAGCAACAACAGCGGCAGCCGCCGCAGAUCUAA
This is a messenger RNA of Helianthus annuus (common sunflower), 543 nucleotides long. Its product is annotated as protein FREE1-like. The record is from RefSeq and is a predicted model, not a curated record. The transcript is spliced from 2 exons. The coding region runs from base 1 to 543 and encodes 180 amino acids. NCBI's taxonomy places the organism in Eukaryota, Viridiplantae, Streptophyta, Magnoliopsida, Asterales, Asteraceae.